Messenger RNA from Trypanosoma cruzi, 3222 nucleotides. RefSeq lists its product as uncharacterized. The record is from RefSeq and is a predicted model, not a curated record. The transcript has a single exon. Lineage: Eukaryota; Euglenozoa; Kinetoplastea; Trypanosomatida; Trypanosomatidae. Bases 1 to 3222 code for a protein of 1073 amino acids.
AUGCCUUUUCGCAAUGCCGUCUCGGGUCACGCAGGGAUAAAAACCGCAUCUACACGCAAUGAAGGGCGGGCGUCGUCCAGCGGUUCGGUCUGCACCCGCACGAGAGGUGCAGUUUUGCGGAAACAAACAGGGAAGAAGAUCCAGCGGAAGUCGUCAACGUCGCCUUCCCCACCACCGCAGAAGCCACUUGAAAUGGACGGUGAUAACUUCAAUGGUGGAGCGCAGACGAAAGAGAAACGGCUGAAGAGUGUGCCAGAGCUGAACUCGCAUCUGCUGGAGGAGUGCUUUUCUCUCAAUGCGAGGGAGAACCAUUCACCGCCCAGGCUACUCCAAGCCCAGGACUUACGGGGUGAAAAGGCCAUGCAGACACAGUUGCAGAUAUCUCUUUCCCCACGAACCCGCAAGGCGGUCUAUCCCACCGGCCGACGAGCGGUCUCGCCGAAUGCCCUGUUUGUAGACAACAUCAAUAGUAAAGGAAACACGAGCCCUACCUCGCCCCUUUCUCGAACAUGGAAUGUUGGGGCAAUACCCUCAACUGAAUUCAGUGGAGCGAGUAGCUAUCAUGAUUCAUACAGGGAUAUUAGUCCAUCUGUAAGCAAGUAUCGUACAGCAGGACCUGUUGUAACAGAAGAAUGGUCUCGCAGUAUUGUACGGCCACAGGAUGAGCAUCUUUUGUACGAGGGUCACGUGUCAUGGAAGAAAAGACAUGAGGAACAAGUACGCCGUAUUCAGGUUGUAUGGCUGCGCGAACAGGCACGAAUGGCUUCUCGCCGUGACGAGGAACACGUGGGUGGUAUGAGACCGGUUGCAGCUACUGUGCCUUUGCUAUCCGUGAGUCGAGCGCGCAGUAUGAGACAGCAACAGUCGCAACAGCAACGCAUGUCGUCACAGGAAAGUGUGUCAUUGGAAAACGAAGACAUUGAGAGAGAGCGUACGGUAUGGAUGAAUGAGCGCCAUAUAUUAGCUCGAGGUACUCCCCUUUUGUUUACACGGCCACGGUCUCGACCUUUUGAAUCCAAUAGAAACAGUCAUAGUGAAUGGCAGAAAAACCGCAUAGAAAUGCCAAACAAACUUACUGCUAUGGCGACAUCGGGUGUGGGAUUUGAUGUGGAUGCCACGUCGUCAUUAAAACGUCAUUUUAACAGUAAUAUUAUGAUCACCUCCAUCCUACACCACCACAGCCUCAAUAGUUCUCAGAAUCUUUUACCUAAUGUUGCUGGUAACAGUGAUACGCAGUCCCCUUCUCUCUCCGCCAAGAACAAGCGGCCAGUGUUGCUCUCAGUGGACACGUUGCCACCGACUCAAAGAUCUGCCGGUGGCACAAGUGGCGGUGAAAAGAGGCUUAGUCAAGAUGAAGAUGCCAUCGCCAGGCCUCAAAUGAAUUUUACUUCAUCUUCUUUGUUUUCUGACGCGGCUGCACAGGAACUGAAGCGGCUUUUUGAUAACCCCUUUUUUCUCCUUUGCAGUGAUGAGAACCACGAACGAUUGCUUAUUGCUCAGGAAGAGCAUGAGACAAGGGAUCAAUUGAUGCAGCUGCACACCACUUCCAUUCAGAGGGGCCACUCUUUACUCACGACCGAAAAGACGCGUGAAGAAUCGAGGGCGCCGAGUAAACAUGAGUUUUCCGUGGGUGUCUUCAUUCCGCAAGGAAAUUCUACGCGCGGGUCUGCAGCCAUGCCUAGCGAGCCUGAUCCCAUGGGGAAUGCACGCAAGGGCAACAACCACAAGGGCAAAAACACUGUCCGUGAAGCCGCUAGAGAUAUCGCCGCCUCUCAUGUCUUUGCCUCAACCGUUAUGGAAGGGGAGCGAGAAAAUAAGCGUGAGGAAGGGGAGGCGCGGUAUGUCGUGUUGGACAUUCCAUCACGGAAAAAACCAGCAGUCUCUGGGAGGAUGAAUGAACAUUCACACCAUCGCCUUGCCGUAAUGGAAGAAGUUGUCGGACAUCGAUCCGCUGCGGACCCUGGCAAAGGUGAAGCCAGAGAAGAUGGGACGGCAGCAGCGACGAAAACUCGGAAGAAACACCAAGGGAGGAAGGAGACGCAAAAACCAAGGCGAAAAGCAGCCCCAUUGACAACAUCGCCCAGAAACACGGAGAUUCCCCAUAGUGGCAAGGAGACUGUGGACACUUUCUCACCAACACCAAAAACGCAACAACAGCAACAAGAGCAACAACAGCAGGAGCAGCAACAACAACAACAACAACGAGGAGAAGCAGUUGAGGCAGUGACUCUGGAAAAUUACCCGCCAGAGCAUAAGGAGCAACACCAACAAUUGCAACAUCCAAUGCUUCGCGUGAAUGCCUCCCCUGUUAUUUCACCCGUGAAGCUGAGUAGGUUGCCGGGGUCACCGUCGUCACCGCGGACGAGCAAGGGUGCCGAAAAUGGACGAGCAAGAGAUGCCGUGGGUGUGUGGGAUAUCACGUACCCGAGCACCGAGUCCUUGUCUCGGGCCUCGUCCGCAUCGCGUUCGCCGGUUCGCCAGUUGAUGCUAGAUGAGUCGAUGCCGAAGACCACGUUGGACUUGGAGUCGUUAAAUGCAAGUAUGAAGGGUUGUAUAAAAACUGCGGAUUCGGGUGUCGGUGGUGCCGCGGUCCAGACCAGUCCAAUGAAACGCAGUCAUCAUGUUCUUUCGACAGGGUCAACGGCGUCCAAGUCGUCGGAGACGGAGUUCUCUUAUCAAGAGGAUGAACAGGACGCAGAACUUCAAGAAUAUGUGCGUUUUGCAUUACGGGAGGAGGAGGGGAACCAGACGAAAUCCGGAAAAGGAGCUGAGGAAGACAUUGCAGGGCUUCCGGGUGUGUUGUGGCUCAAGCAACACCGACGCCUCCUCCCGGAAGGAAAGACCGAUAUGCAGUCUGUCCAAAAUACUCUGGAGAAUGUGGAAUCAGACAGAGAGAAGAAGAACGUCCGUGUUGGCACGGAUGUUGUGUUGGGUAGCGAUGAAGACGGCAUCAUUCAAUCGCUGGAGGAGAUUGGCCACUACGCACUGAAUGUGAAGUCUGUUCUUACAGCCUUUGGCAAUCUAUGGCAAGCCCCAUUUCAAGACACCAAUCAGCGAGAUAAGUUGCCGCCCACCGUACAAGCACAAUUGCUGUUUCUUAAUCAAUGGCCAAAUGAAGAUAAGAAGGAUGCCGAUGACGUUAGCGAUGGGGAGAGUGAUAGCAAGAAUGGCUGCAGCAAAAGUCAAAACGGUAGGCCCCUCUCUGUUGGUGCAGAGGAAUAG